Molecule: messenger RNA, 2175 nt
Organism: Pseudomyrmex gracilis
Lineage: Eukaryota; Metazoa; Arthropoda; Insecta; Hymenoptera; Formicidae
Gene: YL-1
Product: vacuolar protein sorting-associated protein 72 homolog
Exons: 7
Coding region: 543-1748 (401 amino acids)
Biological process (GO): chromatin remodeling; regulation of DNA-templated transcription
Cellular component (GO): nucleus
Molecular function (GO): ATP-dependent H2AZ histone chaperone activity
Source: RefSeq, a predicted model, not a curated record
AAAAUCUCUUCUUUUCGAGGCACGUAUCUAAAACGAAUAAACUCAGCAACAAAAAUAAUUAGUAAUAUCAUUAUAAUUAAUUAUUAUAAUUAAAAUUAUCCUACGCUCUUUAACCUUCUCAGUCUCUACCUACUGCGAGAUCCCGCCAAAACUGUACAUGUUGGUGCCCCUCAUUUACGUGCAUAUAUAUGUACAUUACUGCAUUCUUCUAGCAGCACAGUGCGCAUGCGCGAAAACGCGACUUCGCAGCAACACUGCGUACAUAAGAAGCUAGCGGUCUAGUAUACUAUAGAAGUCUGUGGUCGAAACAAGUCGAAAUGAUCCGAAGUGCUUGUGCUCCUUUUUUGUGCUGUAAUCUGCAGUGGCUACGUCAAUUCAGUGAACUCAAAAGUUUAUAGUGGUAGAAAAAAUAAAUUAGUGAGCGUAUGAUGAUAAAUAAUCUUAUAGUCUGAAUUUUUUGACAUAUAAGUUUUGAUAGUUUUCGAAUAUAAUAAACAUUAAAUAGUAUAUUGUACUGGGAACUGAAAGCCAAUUUUAUAACGAUGGCUGCAACAAGGGAAAGGCGUGUAAAUGCUGGCAAUAAAAUGGCAAGAUUGUUAAAUGAAGAGGAAGAAGAUGAUUUUUAUAAAACUACAUAUGGUGGUUUUGAUGAAGUAGAACAGGACCACGAUUACAUGGAGGAAGAUGAAGGAGAAGAUGAAGUAGAUUCAGAUUUUAGCAUUGAUGAGAAUGAUGAACCAGUUUCUGAUACUGAACAAGAAGGGCCAAAGAAGAAACGUAGAUUAAUAACAAAAGCUUAUAAAGAGCCUAAAUCUGUCACAUCCCAUGCUCAACCAACACUUAAAGAAAAAAAGAUCAAGCAAUCAAAACAAGAUAAAACUUUUCUAGAUUGUAUAGAAAGAAAAUCAAUACGUCGAUCUACAGCUGCAAAAUCAGCUGCUACACAAAAACGCCUGCGUGAAAGAACUGAAGACCAAAGAAGAAAGAUUAAAGUUGUAAAGCACACUGUAUGGAAACCAACACAGGAAGAGCUAUUGGAAGAAGCCUUACAAACAGAAGAAAUUAAUAUGAAAUCAUUGGAAAAGUAUCAGAAACUAGAAAGUGAAAAAAAGACUACGAGAACUGUGCGAAAAACACAUGUUGGGCCAAUGAUUAGAUAUCAGUCAUUGUCUAUGCCAAUUAUGAUAUUGUCUGAAACAUAUGUAGAAAAGAAAAGUGAAACAAUUAAUGUUGAAUGUGAUGAGAACAAAAUAGAUAAAGCCUCUAAUAAUACAAGUUCUGACAUUUCUUUAAAGGAAAAAAGUGGAAUAGAAUUAAAAGUGGAUGAAAAAAAUAAGAAGGAAUCUGCGGAGUCGAAUUUAUCUGCCUCUGGUAAGACAGAUGUUCGUGCCGAAGAAACUGGGACUUUUUAUGAACGCACAUUUAUUACUUUUGAAAAUGAACAUUCAUUCCUUGAUGUAUUUAAGAAAUCCACACAACAAAGGCCUCCAUUAAAACCUUUAUGCGCAAUUACACGGUUGCCCGCUAAAUAUUUGGAUCCCAUGACACAAUUGCCAUACAAAAAUGUGCAGACAUUUCGACUUCUUCGAGAAGCGUAUUAUCAACAGAUAGAAGCUCGAAGUGAUAUUAAUGAUACCUCUCAAAGUCCAGAAUUAUUGCGAUGGCUUGAAUGGCGACAAAAAAGUCACGGAAAUUCUCAGAGAAAUACUAUUCGUCUCGAACCAGGAGCUUUACCUGCACCUCCAUAGCCUUUCUUAAUUUUAGGUAGCAGUGUGAAAAAAUAAAAAUAAAUUUAUUGUUUAUUAUUCUUAUUUACUCUUGACCUGCUAAAAGGUAAAAACAUUUACUCUCUAUGUGUACAUAUAUUUAUAUAUCAAAGUCUACUCAUGUUAAUAAGUGAUGUUUUGCUGUACAUUUUCUUUAAAUAAGAUAAUGAUUAUUAAACACUGUUUUGUAUAAGGUAGUCUCUUUUUGCAGUGUGACAUUUGUAUAAUUUCAUUAUUUUCUAUUUUACGUUUUGUCAAGGAGGCGAUUAGUUUUGUCACAUUUAUUACAGCAGAAAAAUGUGUGAAAAUUACAUUUUGUAAGCAUUUAAAAAUUAUAAACAUUGGUCUUUUAAAAGCAAAGUUGAUAUUUUAUUAAUAAAACAACGAAAUACACAAGGCAGUAAUAAUA